Molecule: messenger RNA, 1113 nt
Organism: Encephalitozoon cuniculi GB-M1
Lineage: Eukaryota; Fungi; Microsporidia; Unikaryonidae
Exons: 1
Coding region: 1-1113 (370 amino acids)
Cellular component (GO): nucleus
Molecular function (GO): exonuclease activity; nucleic acid binding
Source: RefSeq, marked provisional
AUGGCAAAUGUCAGAGAGCUUAAGAGGCUGACGGUGUAUGACAUCCAGAGGAUUCUGUGUUGGGCAUUUAACCUGUCUAAAAGGCCUUCCUUCCUUCCCCUGAGAGCAACCGACCGCCCGGACACAAUCAACAUGGUCAAACUCGAAGAAACCUCAGAAAACAUUUCGAGGCUCCUGGGCAAGCUCAAGGCGAGACACACCGCGCUUGUAAACGAGCAGCUGUCUCUUGAUGACAUAGUCGAGUGCAUCUUGAGGGACGGAGGAUAUGACGGCAUCAUCCCAUCCCUUGAGUAUGUUAGGAUGGAUAACCUGCCGCUCAUCCCUAUGGUGAGGUUCGAAGAUGUAUACCGCUCGGGAAUAUUUGUAGACAGCAAAAGUCCUCAGCCAGAAAUCGACGUAAGCAAAUACAGAAGAGCACAUGUGUCUGCAUUGCAUGACAUAGUCGCACUGGAUGUAGAAAAAGUCAGGACAAAGAUGGGAAAGGAGCCCGGAAGGGUUACAAUGGUUGAUUGCAACGGAGAGGUCAUCUACGAUAAGAUAAUCAAGCCAAAAGAGCCUGUGGUGGACUAUCUGACCAAAUAUAGCGGACUGACAAAGGAGGUGGUUGACAGGGGUAUUGACAUUGAGAUUGUUAGAAAUGAGGUUCUUAACUUCAUUGGAACCAACACAGUAAUUAUAGGGCAUGGGAUUGAGAACGACCUGAGUUCACUGAGGCUGUAUCAUGAUAAAAUCAUAGAUACGGCCCAUCUAUUCCUAAGUCCUCUGGGAAGAAAGAUAUCCCUUGCACAGCUGGCAAGGACGUACCUUGCCAAAGAUAUCCACGUGGAAACACACGACUCAAGGGUGGAUGCAGUCACUUGUCUCGAGCUUCUUUCAGUAAAAAUACAGUACAUGCUCAGGGUGACAGACCCGGGAUGUCCAAAGCUGAAGAUCCAGGCAAUAAUAGAGAAGAAGUGUGCCUCUGAUCUCUUAAAGCACGAUAGAGGACACUUAAACAUAGCAGCUUGCAGUUAUAGGGACCUGGCCAAGCAUCUCAAGUCCUACAGAAAAAGAAGGGAGUGUCUUUGGAUGCUUAUCUAUAAGGCAGGCGAUAACAUCUACUUCAGCUUUUAA